Messenger RNA from Andrographis paniculata, 1413 nucleotides. Its product is annotated as GDT1-like protein 3. The transcript is spliced from 9 exons. Gene Ontology annotation, cellular component: Golgi apparatus. Lineage: Eukaryota; Viridiplantae; Streptophyta; Magnoliopsida; Lamiales; Acanthaceae. Gene Ontology annotation, biological process: calcium ion transmembrane transport; Golgi calcium ion homeostasis; Golgi calcium ion transport. The record is from RefSeq and is a predicted model, not a curated record. The coding region runs from base 236 to 1123 and encodes 295 amino acids. Gene Ontology annotation, molecular function: calcium ion transmembrane transporter activity; manganese ion transmembrane transporter activity.
UAAAUUCAAAUGCCCAAAUUGAUCUCAAACUCGACGUCAGGAUGAAGCAUUUUGGGACAACUUUUUUCGGCUGCAAAUUUAUAAAUUAGAGGAAAACUUUCUACCCACUAGGGUAGGCAGAUUCCGAUCCCCAAUCCCCCCGAUUCUGGAUCUGAUCCCUCCUUAGAUUUUUUUAAAUUUAACCCCCAAAAUUCCCCAGAAUCGACAUCUAAUCCGCAGGAAAGCGGAGCAGGACAUGGGCAGUUCAAUUUUCCCGUCGUGCCCAUUUCGGAAUGGCUGCCUUUUCCUCUUGUUUAUGCUCUUUAUUGUUUCCGACCUGCCUGGAAUUUACGCCGAGGAAAAUGGAGGGCUCAUGUCAAGUGACGGGAUCGUGGAUCUGGGUCGGCGUAGUAAGAUAAUUGUGGACAAAAUUAAGACAGUUGUCAAAGAAGAUAAUGAUCCUGAUGCCAUAAGUCUUGGUGUUAAUGUUGAAUCUGGUCUCGGGGUCUUCGAUGCUUUCAUUGCUAGUUUAUCUAUGAUUCUUGUCAGUGAGAUUGGAGAUGAAACUUUUAUAAUAGCAGCUCUCAUGGCAAUGCGGCACCCCAAGUCUAUUGUUCUUUCUGGUGCUCUCAGUGCCUUGUUUGUGAUGACAAUACUUUCAACUGGUCUUGGGAGAAUUGUGCCAAACUUGAUAUCAAGAAAACAUACCAAUAGUGCAGCUACAGUUCUAUAUGCGUUUUUUGGACUUCGACUGCUCUACAUUGCAUGGAGAUCAGAUCCAAAAGGUUCUCAGAAGAAAGAAAUGGAAGAGGUACAAGAGAAGCUUGAAUCUGGACAAGGGAAAACAGCGCUACGACGUUUCUUUUCUAGAUUUUGUACUCCAAUCUAUUUAGAGUCUUUCAUAUUGACGUUUUUAGCGGAGUGGGGAGAUCGUAGCCAGAUAGCCACAAUUGCUCUAGCAACACACAAGAACGCCGUUGGAGUUGCAGUAGGGGCCAGCAUCGGCCACACCAUCUGCACAUCUUUAGCUGUCAUCGGUGGAAGCAUAUUGGCGUCAAAGAUCUCCCAGCGUACAGUUGCAAUGAUAGGCGGGUUUCUCUUCCUCGGGUUUUCUUUGUCUUCAUACUUCUAUCCUCCACUAUGAUUUCGAAAAGUUUUGGAAUGACACUGACACAUGAUCAUCCAUUCUACUCCACGUGCUCCCGAGGAAAUGUGCUGCAAAAUGGUUAGUAGUUCAUUUGCCAAGAAAUAACAAUAUAUAGAAAUUUAAUGUCUGCUGAUUACGGAUGAUUAUAUGAACUAACAGUCAGGAAAAUGAAUCGACAUUCUUAUUGUGUUUGUGCUUAUGUUUCUGUUUGAUAUAAGAGUGGAUAUUCCUGGAAUUGGUUGCACUGUCCUUUCGAUUUUAGAAAUGAAUCUGCAAUUUGAUUUAAA